UGCUGAAACAGCCAAUAGCAUUAAAAGGGGGCGGGGCACACGCGACCCUCUGGAGUAUGCUUAUAAUAGUGACCAGGGCUGGACUGUGCAGUUCAUUGUAACCGGUUCCACGGGUUCAGCUGGCUGGUAUAUAAGAUCCAGAAAUCAUGACUGAGGAGGCAUUUCAGAAGGCAGCAGAGGAGGUGAAGCAUCUGAAGGCAAAACCAAGCGAUGCCGAGAUGCUGGAAAUCUACAGUCUGUACAAACAGGCCACAGUAGGAGACGUCAACACCGCUCGGCCCGGCAUGUUGGACUUCACUGGUAAAGCUAAAUGGGAUGCCUGGGAUGCAAAGAAAGGUCGACUCACUUGCUCAUGGGGUCCAUUGCAUCCUUCUCAAAAACUCAAAUAACUAUUACACAGCUCACAACUGAGCUAUCACUACUUAUAGCCAUUUCAUUAUACCUCAACCGACACGCUGUAACUCAUGGGAGCCAGGCUCUGGGAUGUCUGAUGGCUCUGGAUAACCAAUGACCCCCCCAAUGAGACUGGAGACAAAGGAGGAAUCCUGCCUCCAUGAAUGUUGAAGUUCUGCAGACCAUCAGUACUGAUAGCCAGCCUCACACCCCUGGAACUUCCCAUCAACUUGUGACCUUAACAUGCAAAUCACCCUGCGCCUAGCAAUUUUACUGCCGUUAAAAGUCAACAAGAAUUCCCUAAUCUAAACCAAAUCAAUGCCUUGACCAGGGGAUGACCAAAGUUCUGACUGAAGAUACACACACACACAUACACAUACACACACACACACACCCACACAUAUAUAUAUAUACACACACACACACACACCCAAAGCGUCUGGAAACGCUCAUCCUGACCCCCACACGCACACACAUAAGGAGAGUUCCUCGAUUAAAGUUUCAAUAAAACAAUAGUAAAACCCUACCUGACCCAUGCCUAACACACCUAUAUACACUAUAUUGCCAAAAGUAUUCGCUCACCUGCCUUGACUCGCAUAUGAACUUAAGUGACAUCCCAUUCCUAAUCCAUAGGGUUCAAUAUGACGUCGGUCCACCCUUUGCAGCUAUAACAGCUUCAACUCUUCUGGGAAGGCUGUCCACAAGGUUUAGGAGUGUGUUUAUGGGAAUUUUUGACCAUUCUUCCAGAAGCGCAUUUGUGAGG
Hemibagrus wyckioides is the source of this 1156-nucleotide messenger RNA. It is a transcript of the gene dbi, whose product is annotated as diazepam binding inhibitor (GABA receptor modulator, acyl-CoA binding protein). Gene Ontology annotation, molecular function: fatty-acyl-CoA binding. The transcript has 4 exons. Gene Ontology annotation, biological process: fatty acid metabolic process. The record is from RefSeq and is a predicted model, not a curated record. The coding region runs from base 147 to 389 and encodes 80 amino acids. Lineage: Eukaryota; Metazoa; Chordata; Actinopteri; Siluriformes; Bagridae.